This is a messenger RNA of Phyllostomus discolor (pale spear-nosed bat), 6809 nucleotides long. RefSeq names its product solute carrier family 12 member 2 (gene SLC12A2). Bases 499 to 4113 code for a protein of 1204 amino acids. Gene Ontology annotation, biological process: chloride ion homeostasis; potassium ion import across plasma membrane; cell volume homeostasis. Gene Ontology annotation, cellular component: membrane. Gene Ontology annotation, molecular function: ammonium channel activity; sodium:potassium:chloride symporter activity. The transcript has 27 exons. Lineage: Eukaryota; Metazoa; Chordata; Mammalia; Chiroptera; Phyllostomidae. The record is from RefSeq and is a predicted model, not a curated record.
GUGGAGGAGUGGGAGGAGGACGACGGAAGAGGAGGUAGCGGCGCGGGGAUCUUCCCGGCGACAGCGGUCAGGCGGUGCACUGCUGCUCCUCCGCCGCGCUGCUCGUGCUCUCCGAAGCCCGGCGCGCACUGGCUGGACACGAUCCCUGCGCUGGCCGUUCUCGCGCGGGGUCGCGCAAGACCCUAGGAGGGCCGGGGCGCCGAGGGAGCGUCCGCCGGGCGUCACUGCGGGACCGCGGGUGGGCGGGCUGAGGGGUGGAGGAGCCACGGGCCCCGCCUCCCGCGUGCUGCAGCUAGAGCCGCCACUGCCGUGGCCCCGCCGAGGCUUUAAACAGUGGGGACCGCCCCGCGCCGGCUGCACUCUCGCGCUGACUGGGCUGCGGACGGCGGAGAGCCGGCCACCGGGAGAGCGACUCCCUCUUCAGGCGUUGCGACCGCGGAGGGCGUGCAGCCCGCGACGUCCGCCAGACUCUCUGGGUCCGCCGAGGGUCGGCUGGUGAUGGAGCCGAGGCCUACGGCGCCCUCCUCCGGCGCCCCUAGGCUAUCUGGGGUCGGAGAGACGCCGCCAGCCGCCGCGCUAGCCGCUCCCGGGGUGGACCUGCCCGGCGCGGCUGUGCCCUCGGUGUCGGAGGAUGCUGCGGCCGCUAGCCUGGGUGGCGGCGGGGUCCGCGGGGAGGGCGCCGCGGCGGCCGGGGACGGACUGGGCAGACCCCUGGGGCCCACCCCGAGCCAGAGCCGCUUCCAGGUGGACCUGGUUUCCGAGAACGCCGGGCGAGCUGCCGCGGCGGCGGCUGCAGCUGGUGUUGGGACGGGGAGCAAGGAGACCUCCGUGGAUGGGAAAGCAAUCGGCGAAAGCGGGCCUGCGAAAGGCAGCGAGGAAGCCAAGGGCCGCUUCCGUGUGAACUUCGUGGACCCGGCUGCCUCCUCUUCAGCUGAGGAGAGCCUGUCGGAUGCGGCGGGGGUCGGAGGCGACGGGCCCAACGUGAGCUUCCAGAACGGUGGGGACACAGUGCUGAGCGAGGGCAGCAGCCUGCACUCGGGCGGCGGCGGCAGUGGGCACCACCAGCACUACUACUAUGACACCCACACCAAUACCUACUACCUGCGCACCUUCGGCCACAACACCAUGGACGCCGUGCCCAGGAUCGAUCACUACCGGCACACAGUAGCGCAGCUGGGCGAGAAGUUGCUCCGGCCCAGUCUAGCGGAGCUUCACGACGAGCUGGAAAAGGAACCAUUUGAGGAUGGCUUUGCAAAUGGGGAAGAAAGUACUCCAACCAGAGACGCUGUGGUCACGUAUACUGCAGAGAGUAAAGGAGUUGUCAAGUUUGGCUGGAUCAAGGGUGUAUUAGUACGUUGUAUGUUAAACAUUUGGGGUGUGAUGCUCUUUAUUAGAUUAUCAUGGAUUGUAGGUCAAGCUGGAAUAGGUCUGUCAGUCCUUGUCAUAAUGAUGGCCACUGUUGUGACAACCAUCACAGGAUUGUCUACUUCAGCAAUAGCUACGAAUGGAUUUGUACGAGGAGGAGGAGCAUAUUAUUUAAUAUCUAGAAGUCUAGGGCCAGAAUUUGGUGGUGCAAUUGGCCUAAUCUUCGCCUUUGCCAAUGCUGUUGCAGUUGCUAUGUAUGUAGUUGGAUUUGCAGAAACUGUGGUGGAGUUGCUUAAGGAGCAUUCCCUUUUUAUGAUUGAUGACAUCAAUGACAUCAGGAUUAUUGGAGCCAUUACCGUGGUGAUCCUGUUAGGUAUCUCGGUAGCUGGAAUGGAGUGGGAGGCAAAAGCUCAGAUUGUUCUUUUGGUGAUUCUGCUACUUGCUAUUGCUGAUUUCAUCAUAGGAACAUUUAUCCCAUUGGAGAGCAAGAAGCCCAAAGGUUUCUUUGGUUAUAAAACUGAAAUAUUUACUGAAAACUUUGGGCCAGAUUUUCGAGAGGAAGAGACUUUUUUCUCUGUCUUUGCCAUCUUUUUUCCUGCUGCAACUGGUAUUCUGGCUGGAGCAAAUAUCUCAGGUGAUCUUGCAGAUCCUCAGUCAGCCAUACCCAAAGGAACACUCUUAGCCAUUUUAAUUACUACGUUGGUUUAUGUAGGAAUUGCAGUAUCUGUAGGCUCUUGUGUUGUACGGGAUGCCACCGGGAACAUUAAUGACACUAUUGUAACAGAGCUAACAAACUGUACUUCUGCAGCCUGCAAAUUAAACUUUGACUUUUCUUAUUGUGAAAGCAGUCCCUGUUCCUAUGGCCUAAUGAACAACUUUCAGGUAAUGAGUAUGGUGUCAGGAUUUGCCCCAUUAAUUUCUGCAGGCAUCUUUUCAGCCACUCUUUCCUCUGCAUUAGCAUCUCUUGUGAGUGCUCCCAAAAUAUUUCAGGCUCUAUGUAAAGACAACAUCUACCCAGCAUUCCAGAUGUUUGCUAAAGGUUAUGGGAAAAAUAAUGAACCUCUUCGUGGUUACAUCUUAACAUUCUUAAUUGCACUUGGAUUCAUCUUAAUUGCUGAACUGAAUGUUAUUGCUCCAAUUAUCUCUAACUUCUUCCUUGCGUCCUAUGCACUGAUCAAUUUUUCAGUAUUUCAUGCAUCACUUGCAAAAUCUCCAGGAUGGCGCCCUGCAUUCAAAUAUUACAAUAUGUGGAUAUCACUUAUUGGAGCAAUUCUUUGUUGCAUAGUGAUGUUUGUCAUUAAUUGGUGGGCUGCACUGCUGACAUAUGUGAUAGUCCUUGGGCUGUAUAUUUAUGUUACCUACAAGAAACCAGAUGUGAACUGGGGAUCCUCCACGCAAGCCCUGACCUACCUGACCGCACUGCAGCAUUCCAUUCGUCUUUCCGGAGUGGAAGACCACGUGAAAAACUUUCGGCCACAGUGUCUUGUCAUGACAGGUGCUCCAAACUCACGCCCAGCUUUACUUCAUCUUGUUCAUGAUUUCACAAAAAAUGUUGGUUUGAUGAUCUGUGGUCAUGUGCAUAUGGGGCCUCGAAGACAAGCCAUGAAAGAGAUGUCCAUUGAUCAAGUUAAAUAUCAGCGAUGGCUUAUUAAAAACAAAAUGAAAGGUUUUUAUGCUCCAGUACAUGCAGAUGACUUGAGAGAAGGAGCCCAGUAUUUGAUGCAGGCUGCUGGUCUUGGGCGUAUGAAACCAAACACACUUGUUCUUGGAUUUAAGAAAGACUGGCUGCAAGCAGAUAUGAGGGAAGUGGAUAUGUAUAUAAACCUAUUCCAUGAUGCCUUUGACAUACAAUAUGGAGUAGUGGUUAUUCGCCUAAAAGAAGGUCUGGAUAUAUCUCAUCUUCAAGGACAAGAAGAAUUAUUGUCAUCACAAGAGAAAUCUCCUGGUGUUAAGGAUGUGGUACUAAGUAUGGAAUAUAGUAAGAAAUCAGAUUUAGACACUUCUAAGCCAUCUGUUGAAAAAACUGUUACACAUAAAGAUGAGGAAGAGGAUGGCAAGACUCCAACUCAACCACUGUUGAAAAAAGAAUCCAAAGGCCCUGCUGUACCUUUAAAUGUAGCUGACCAAAAGCUUCUUGAAGCUAGUACUCAGUUUCAGAAAAAACAAGGAAAGAAUACUAUUGAUGUCUGGUGGCUUUUUGAUGAUGGAGGUUUGACCUUAUUGAUACCUUACCUUCUAACUACCAAGAAAAAGUGGAAAGAUUGUAAGAUCAGAGUAUUCAUUGGUGGAAAAAUAAACAGAAUAGACCAUGACCGAAGAGCGAUGGCUACCCUGCUUAGCAAGUUCCGGAUAGACUUCUCUGAUAUAAUGGUUCUAGGAGACAUUAAUACUAAACCAAAGAAAGAAAAUAUUAUAGCUUUUGAUGAAAUGAUUGAGCCAUACAGACUUCAUGAAGAUGAUAAAGAACAAGAUAUUGCAGAUAAAAUGAAAGAAGAUGAACCAUGGCGAAUAACAGAUAAUGAACUUGAACUUUAUAAGACCAAGACAUACCGGCAGAUUAGGUUAAAUGAAUUAUUAAAGGAACAUUCAAGUACAGCUAAUAUCAUUGUCAUGAGUCUCCCGGUUGCACGAAAAGGUGCUGUGUCUAGUGCUCUCUACAUGGCGUGGUUAGAAGCUCUAUCUCAGGACCUACCACCCAUUCUCCUAGUCCGUGGGAAUCAUCAGAGUGUCCUUACAUUCUAUUCUUAAAUGUUCUAUACAGUGGACAGCCCUACAGAUGGUACUUCAUUGCCUAGUGAAGUAACUGAAAUCUUCAGUGACACGUUAACAUCACAAUGGUGAACUGUGACUUUUCUUUCACUAUUUCAUUAAUUUGAAAGCACACAGGGAAAUUUGUUCCAUUGAUACGUGUAUGGAGACUUCAGUUGUAGUCAAUAAUGUGUCUCAGUUUUCAUGGUGAUUCCUUGUUGUUGGACUAAAGCUCAUGAGAGUAAAGUUUUUCUUUGCUACUUGAAUAGCAAUAAAAGUGUGUUAUUUUUGAUUGAUGAAAGGAAUACAAAAAGCCUUUAGCCUUGCGGUGCCUUCUGAAAAUAACCAAAUUUCAUCCAUAUAUUGUCUUUUAUAAAUUUAUAGAAUGUCAAACUUUGCCUUCAGCCAUUAUUUUUUAUUUUUAGUCUCUUUCACCGUAAAAUAAAAUGGACACUGCUUUUCUUCUUCCAUUGACCAGUUUAAUGUUGAGUACUGUAUGUUUUCUAUUAUUUUUGUAAAGGUAUAUGUUAGCUAUUAAAGGUGAAGGUUAGGGCAAGUUAAUGAAAAAUGCAAAAAAAAAUGGGAACCAAAAAGUGACCCAAGUUUAGGUUUGUAUAAAUAUAUAUAAAUGUAGACCUAGCAGGGACAAGCCCAAUAAACCUUUUUUUUUUUUUUAACUUCCAAGUGGCUCAUACUUCUAUCUUUAUUCAAUUAUUAUUAAAGCCUUAGGGAAGGUUGAAGAUUUAUCCAGUACUAGAUACCAACGAAAAAUUAUAUAUUGUCAUUCUUUGGACAAAAAUCCUCAAGAUCAUUUGUAUUUAUUAGAAGAGUGAUUUGUCCUAGAGUUUUUCUCAAAUCUGAGGGACUUUUAAGAAAUGCUAAACAAUUUUUCUGGAGGAAAAAUACUGUCAUUUCAUAGAAUAUCUCAAUAAACACUACAUGGAAUUUCACUACACCAUCCUUUAUAAAUCAUUAAAUGUUUCAUCAAAUGGUUAAAUGGACCACUGGUUUUUUAGUGAAAUGUUUUUAGGCUUAAUUCAUUCAGUUGUCAAGUACACAUAGUCUUAAUUAAUAUACUCAGGUUUGAACAGAUUAUUCUGAACAUUUAAAUCUAAUCCACUCUUAAUACUUUAAAACUUGUGUUAAGAAAACUGCCAGUUCGUGCUUUUGAAAUGUCUGUUUUGACAUCAGUCUACUAUUACAAAUACGACAGUGCAUAUGUACUGUUAGUAAAAGCUUUAUAUACAAUUAUUAAUGUGAAAUUUUUCAUUUUUUAUUCAAGGAAGGAUUUCCUAAAAACAUUUCAAGGGAUAUAUAUCUACAUGUCUGUAUGUGUGUGUGUGUAUAUAUGCAUACACAGAUGCAUAUAUGUAUAUAUAAUGACAUUUAUGUUGCUGGGUUUUUUGCAUUUUAAGUGAUCAAGACUCAUUAGAUUAAAAUUUUGUUUUAAUACACAAAAGUUCAAAAUUAGAUAGAGACAGGUUUCCUGGAGAAAAGAGAUGAUCAUUUGAAGGGCAUGUCAUUCACAGUUACCAUUUAGUUAGAAAGUGGAGAACAUUUCAUCUAAAGAGUGGGUUCAUUGGUGUAAGUUAUAAUGGUGAAGAAUUUAUGCAGGUUUUAAUGAAUCUUGAUAGAAAGCUAUAAAAAUUACUACUGUUGUUAAUAGUGCAGUAUUUUAGCUGCGUGAAUAUGAACUAAGUUAAUAUAAAAAUGGAGAUCUGAUAAUAAUUUUGAAAUCAGAAUGUUAAGAAAAUGAAGUAAUUGUUUUUCCAAAAUAUUUUUUCCUACCUAUAACUCACAGCAUUGUUGCAUUUAUUACAGUUUUUGUAGUAUUUGGGGGUAAAGACGGUAGAAAUGUCGUAUUACUCAGUAAACAAUAUUUAUGUUUGAAUUUUUUAAAUGGAUAAUAGGGCAUGAACUGAAUGCUGCUAUCUUGAAAUGUGCACAGGUACACUUACUUUUCUUUCCGUGUUCUCCCUGUUCAGAAAACAUCAUUGUGAUCUAUACUGCAGGAACCAAAUGUCAUGCAUCAUACAUGUGUAUAAAGUACAUAAAAUAUAUCUAAGUAUGCAUAAUGGGGAGGGUAAUAUUCUCUGUGAAGUAAUGUAAGAAGCUUUUCACUUUUUAAAAAAUGCAUUACUUUUCCUUAACACUAGAUACCAGGUCAAAAAUUUCAAGGUUAUUGUAGUGCUCUAAUAAAGUUCAAUAAUUAGUUCUUAGAGUUGCUAGAUAGUGUUAAAGCUAUUCUACUCUAUUUUAUUUAUACUAAAUUCGAUUACUUUAGUGUCUUUUUUCAGUUCUAAUCAUUGGUGAUAACUUGGAAACUAAUUAUGCAAUGGCAUUUGGCAGUUCAUUAUUUCUAUAGGUAAAAAUUCAGUGGGAUUAGCGGUGGUGAGAUAAUUAUUAAUAGUUAAUUAAAUCAGAUAUUUAUUUGUUCCAUUAUUUCAUUGGUAUUUUAGGUUUCCUUUUACAUUCUUUUUAUAUGCUUUCUGACAUUACAUAUUUUUAAAGACUAUGGAAAUAAUUUAAAGAUUUGAGCUCUGGUGGAUGUUUACCAAGUUUGAAAAUGUCAUAUUUUGAUAAUGCUGUACUAUAACUGUCACACAAAUGCUUUUCUAAUGUUUUAACAUUGAGUAUUGCAGUUGCUGCUUUGUAAAGAGGUUACUGCAAUAAAGGAAGUGGAUUCAUUAAAACUA